CUUUUGAAAGCCGGGCGGGUUCCCAUCGCAACGACAGUUGCCGAGGGCUUGUGUUGGCAGGUGGGAAGUUCAGGCGGUCGCGGCGUGUUGUCGGGGGCCACUCGGGACCAAUUUUCAAGACAGCUUUGGCUUGGACGUCUCGUCCCACCGCGCGGCUCCGGACCUUGAGUGAUUAUUACAAUGGAAGAAACCAAUAAUUUCAAGACACCAAGCAGAUUAUCUGAAAAAAAGAAAUCUGCAUUGUGUUUAACUCCAUGCAUAAAUAUUCCUGCCUCUCCGUUUAUGCAGAAGCUUGGCUUUGGUACUGGGGUAAAUGUCUACCUCAUGAAAAGAUCUCCAAGAGGUUUGUCUCAUUCUCCUUGGGCUGUGAAAAAGAUUAAUCCUAGAUGUAAUGAUGAUUAUCAGAGUAUGUAUCAAAAGAGACUAACUGAUGAAGCUAAGAUUUUGAAAAGCCUUAAUCAUCCAAACAUUAUAGGUUACCGUGCCUUCACUAAAGCUAGCGAUGGUAGUCUAUGUCUUGCUAUGGAAUACGGAGGUGAAAAGUCUCUGAAUGACUUAAUAGAAGAACGAAAUAGAGAUAGCCGAGAUCCUUUUCCAGCAGCCAUAAUUUUAAAAGUUGCUUUGAAUAUGGCAAGAGGGUUAAAGUAUUUGCACCAAGACAAGAAACUGCUUCAUGGAGAUAUAAAGUCUUCAAAUGUUGUUAUUAAAGGUGAUUUUGAAACAAUUAAAAUCUGUGAUGUAGGAGUCUCUCUACCAUUGGAUGAAAAUAUGACCGUGACUGACCCUGAGGCCUGUUACAUUGGCACUGAGCCUUGGAAACCUAAGGAAGCUCUGGAGGAGAAUGGUAUUAUUACUGACAAGGCAGACAUAUUCGCCUUUGGCCUUACUCUGUGGGAAAUGAUGACUUUAUCUAUUCCACACAUUAGUCUUCCAGAUGAUGAUGAUGAUGAAGAUAAAACUUUUGAUGAAAGUGACUUUGAUGAUGAAGCAUACUACGCAGCUUUGGGAACUAGGCCACCUGUUAAUAUGGAAGAACUGGAUGAAUCGUACCAGAAAGCAAUUGAGCUCUUCUCUGUGUGCACUAAUGAAGACCCUAAAGAUCGUCCUUCUGCUGCGCACGUAGUUGACGCUUUGGAAAUGGAUGUCCUGUGAUCACCUCAUACACAUGGCUACCGGAGCUUCAAGUAUAGCUUAUCGACUGAUUAACUUUUCUACAUGCCUGGCAUAGCUGGCAGGAUAUCAGAGAUACGCAUCAGAGGGCACCUGGAGUCUACCCGGUACCAGCGCUCGGUACCAGCAUGUGCCCGUUGAGCCCCACAGACUUCUCGGUACUCCUCAGGUGUUCCAGUGAGUUCUCCUGAUAUCUGGAUAUUACUGUUUGAGUGAGGAUCCUGAAAAUUUUAUUUGAGCUGUUUUAAUUAGGCCUUGGGCCUUACAGGGCACCAGUGCAUUUCCUAGGCAGGACACAGAGGCUCUGGGCAAGAGGCCCAGGGAAACAUAGGUGGCUGGGUUUUUGUUAAAUUUGGCUUAAAUUGAAAAAAAUGAGUUGAUAUAUGGUCUGAACAAAACUUUUCCUAGUGAAAUGAGAGACUGAAUUAGUCACCUCUGAAGAAUAAGGAAGACCCGCUACAACCAUUAAAUACUGCUCGUCUGGGGGACGUGACAGAGGAUGAUAAUCUAGUGCUCUGAGCACACAUGGCAGUUUUAGACUGUCACAGGGAGAAACCAAGCCACAUAAAAGAAGUCAAACUGACCCAAGGGUAAGUCCCUGGGGAGCUAGACUCAGAGGCACAGUGUCCUCAGAAAGUUUUUCAAAUUAUAUCUCAUAUCUCAUAUCUGAAUUAGGCUACCAAAUUAAUAGUGGGAAUUGUGCCCCAAUGGCCAAACAGGUCCCAUGCAAACAGCCACCUAUGGGAAUACCAGCUGGGUUUAUGUCUGCUUGCAAGUGCUUAAAUGGGAGCUAAAGGAAAUUGGGCCCUGAAAUGGCCAAGUUGGGGUUCUGCUGGCACUCCAAAACAAUUUUGAGUGCACAGUUAAAGCCAGCAGUCUUCUGGAUCUGUGCCUGCAGGGUCUACUGGAAACAACAGUGGUAAGUGUUUUUCUCUUUUCUAAAAUUAGAUUAGCAGGGAAAAAUUUGUUAGGCUAGCUCCUUGGAUCUUUUGAAUUGGAGAAGCUUCUAAAUUGUUAAAAUUUUAGAGAGCUCUCAUCUUAAAUGAUUUCAAUUAUUUUAAACUAUUUUAAUUGGUAUGUGGAAGUCCCCAAAGGCUUCAAAAUUCUAAAACGUCCUCAUUGAAAGAUUCGUUGUAUAAGGCUGAUGAAAGAUUAAUGAUAUAAAAGGUACCUAAGGGACUUCCCUGGUGGUGCAGUGGUUAAGAAUCCACCUGCCAAUGCAGGGGACAUGGGUUUGAGCCCUGGUCCGGGAAGAUCCCACAUGCCGCGGAGAAACUAAGCCCGUGCGCCACAACUACUGAGCCCGUGCUCUAGAGCCCGAGAGCCACAACUACUGAGGCCCACGUGCCACAACUACUGAAGCCCACACGCCUAGAGCCCGUGCUCCGCAACGAGAAGCCACCGCAAUGAGAAGUCUGCGCACCACAAUGAAGAGUAGCCCCCGUUCACUGCAACUAGAGAAAGCCCGCGUGCAGCAAUGAAGACCCAACGCAGCCAAAAAUAAAUUUAUUAGAAAAAGACUCCAUGCUUCCACUGCAGGGGCACAGGUUCAAUUCCUGGUCUGGGAACUAAGAUCCCACAUACUGCGCAGUGUGGUCGGAAAAAAAAAAGGUACCUAAAACUUUAUUGCUCCUCUCUAUCCUUCUUUGAGUACUCAUUCUAGAAAUCUGUCUGAAUUGCCUUUCCACUCUGAAGACAGUAUUAAAUGGUUACCUUUAGAAAUGGGACCACCUGGUAAACCAUAAUGGAAGAGGAUAGGAAAAAGAAUGUAUAUAUAUGUAAAAAAAAAAAAAAUCGGACCACCUGAGGCUGUAGGCAGUCUCUUCAGAUAGAAAGCUGAACUGAGGGCCAUAGUUAAAGAAUUUCUUAAACCCAGGGAGGAUCCUCAACUGUUUGUAAAUGGAUUACCAAAAUAGGAGGCCACAGGUCUGACUAAACUGACCAUAGCUGAUGUUCAGAGCCUGACAGGAAUUUUAUUUUUGGGGGUGUGGGUGCUUCUCCCCUAAGCUAAAUGAGAGAAAGUAAAACAUCCCAACAUAGGUGAAUGGGUAUGUCAGUCCUUUGCUAUCACUGAGGUGGCCACUCAGUUCUCUGAGGAAUUAAAAGCAACUGUACUUGUUUUACAAAUCUAGUCUUUACAGGACCAGAGGUGUGGCUCCAGAAAUAAUCUAAAAGUGGUAAAUCCUUUUACCACUCCCCAAAUCUCCUCUAUUUAUUUUAAGAGGCUUGUAAGUAUUGAAAAAAAUAAUCUUUUUUCUGGCCUUAAGGGAACAGUCAUCCAAGGAGGAACUUCCCUUUCUCUUCCUAUAUCUUUGAGGUGCAAAUAUUCUACCUGGUUUUCUCCAGGAACCCUUAUGUCCACCAUCUUUUCAAAAUGCAAAUUUCAGGAAAGGGGGAUAGGUAAUUUGGGACUUGAGUUGUCAAGGACAAAUAGAAAUCUUGUAUCAUCUCCAUAAAUAUUAGUAACAGUGUUUAGGCAUCUAGACAGGUGACCUUGGUUUGUUCCAUCAGCCAGAAACCCACCAGUUUGAAUUCAACCUCUUUUGUAACUGAUGAGUUUUAUAUUGCUGCACCUGACUCCGGGCUGAAAUUUUGGAAUGGCAACUAUGAGGUCUGUUUGUGUUUGUGCAUAUCUGUAUAUGUGUGUUGUAGAUGUGUGGUAUUGCCAAAAUUAAUUUGUAAAAGAACUCUAUUUAAUUGGCUUAAAGGAAAUCAAGCACUUGUAUACUCAGAAAUAUAAAAGAAACUGGCCCGAAUGAAUUUCAGGGUCACGUGAUCUGGGAAAUAGUACUGAAUCGAUAUCUGGUAUUGAAGCUAGCUUAAGCUUGUUGGUUUUGUUGCCAAACUCACGUUUGGCUGUUUGAGCUCAAAAACCAAUACUCGAGAGACAAGGGUUGGUUGGAAAAGAAAGGUUGCUUUAUUCAGGAGGCAGCAACCUGGGGAGAAGGUGGACUCCUGUCCAAAAACCAACUUCUAAGACUGCUCCACCAUGAAAGUUUAAAAUUUAAAGGGGGAAUCAUUUGGGAAAGGGGUCAGAAUCUUCGUUAUCAUCCACUGUGUGCAGACUCUUCUGAUUGGUUGGUGGUGAGGUAACAGGGCAGUGUUCCAGGAAUCUUGUGUUCAGCCUGAAGUUACCAUCCUCUACCUGGGUGGUGCCUUAGUUCUUACAGAAGAACUCAAAGGUAUAUUAUUAUGUAUAUUCCUUGAGUAGGAACCAGGACCCUGCACUAUUGUUUCUUGACUGCUCCUCCUUUGUUUCUGCAUUCCCUCCCUUUUCUCAUAAGCAACUAUUUGAAUCUGCCCUUUGGAACUCAAGGAAGGUCACAGAGGCUGAAUGAAGCCUAUUUCCUACAAACAAGAAACAGGGGACAUGGAAAGGAUUUGUACCUGGGAAGGCCCCACUGGAUCCUGCUGGGUUUCAGUUUCAUUAAUAUAGACCUGUCUUUCAAGUCAUCAACAUUAAGUAUAAUACUUUUAUUGUACCUAGCUUGACUAGAAAUCAAGACUGUAUUCCUGUUAGAAAGUUUGUCAACAAGAAAAAUAAUAUAAUGGAAUUUUUAAGUAAAUAAAAUAAGGUAAAUGAGAUAAGAGCUUCUAGGUAAACUCUUUAGGAAUAAUUGUGUUUUGGGAAUAUCUGCUUUAAGGAUAGUAUAUCCAGAUUUGGGUUAUUUGAAACUAAACUAAGUUAAACUAUGAUAAUUCAUUCACUCUCUGGGUCAUUUCAAAUAGGAUAAAAUACUGGAACAUUAACUGCUGGGCAGGUCUAAGAUUACCUACUUUUGUCUUCUUAUGAGAGGGAAACUAAAGAUGUUUGGGUUUGUUUAACACAUAUCUUGCGAAAGUUUUCCAAUCAGGAAGUGCUGGUAUGACAAACAGUACACAAUUACUUACUUCUUGGUUUUCGCUAUAGAUUAAGGUUUUAAGGUUACGAUUUAUAAGGGAAAUAUUUCAGUAUUCAAGGAAAAUGGGAAGCAUGUUUUCAGUAAAAGAAGGUAUGAGGAAUGGAGAUGCAUUUUGUUAAAGGAAAAAAGGAUGGUUUUUGUUCUAGAGCUAGCUGUUUCUGAAUGAAAAAGAAAGUGACAGAGUACUAUGGAUGCAGAAAGUUACGGAAGUGAAACAGGAGGGAAGAGGGCAGGGCACAACCUUUAAAAGAAUGACAUAGCUUGAGGACACGACAUAAACUGAUUAGAACCAUAUAGGUCCAAGAUGGCAGAGUCAACUUCCACUAGACCUUGAGCCUCAGUAUAUGCUCAUUGUAACACAUCAGCAACCUAAAUGACAUACCCACAGGUGCCAUGACAGUUCCAAGGCUGACCAUAAAGAUCAAGAAGUGCGCAGUGGUCCAAUUCCUGGAAAUCCCCACCCCUUCCCCCCAAAUAGCUGGAAUACUCCCACUCAGCCUAUGAAAUUACCCACCCCUAUAAAAACUGACAACCCCAGACCCUGGUGCUGCUCUCGCCUUCGGAGAGGACCCACACUCUGUCUGUGGAGUGUGUUUCCCUCUAAAUAAAUCCACUUCUUACCUAUCACUUUGUCUCUCCCUGAAUUCUUUCUGCGAUGAGACAUCAAGAACCUGAGCUUCAUUAAGUCCUGAGACCAGGUGUGUGAUCUCAGUUAAAAGACCGUGGGUUCAAGUCCUGAUCUGGGUUUUGGCUGUGAAUGGGUAUUGUUUCACAGUGAUGUAUGAUCCUAUUUGACCAGGUGUUUUGAAGCUUUUUGGUAUUUUUGACAAAAUUCCCAAAGAUAAAUUCUAAAUGAAGUUCGUUUGAACUCUAGCUAACUUUGAGGUUUUCCAAAGGGUCCCUGGAACACCUAAAAGUAUUUUUCUCUCCAUCUCAGGGAGAGGAAUAAAUGAAUUAGGCUUAUUUGGUAUGUUAUAUUACAUUAAGUGUUGUCAAAUGAGUGGUGAUAAAACUUCUUAGGUUGUAUUGUAUGGGUAAAUGUUAUUAAUAUAGAUAUUCUAGAAAUUAAUAUGGCACUCCUAAACUUCUGGUAUGUCCUGGUAAGUGAUAUCAGUCAUAAUUCUAGUUAUUAUCUUAAAUUGUUGUAUGUCACAGAGGUACCCCAGUUUAUUUGUCAGCUGCAUUGUAAUCAGGUCUUUAACCUUGACAUUUCAAUGGAAGUUUUUUGUCAUUUAUAGACAGUUAUUUUACUCCGGUGUUUUUGCAAACAUGUUUCAUCUUCAAGAAGAUUCAUAGAAAGGACUUUUUGACAAGUACAGGUUUCUGAUAACCUUCAGAUCAUACUGCUGAACUGGGUAAGAAAUUAAAGAAUUCUACUGGAAAACCUGAUGGCUUCAUAAAACUGUUAACAGAAGAGUAAGAUCAAGGAAGUCACAUAGGACUGAGUGAACUUAUGAGUAUGGUUAUAAUUUUUGGUUUUUAUCUGAAAUAUUACUGGUUUCUAAUCUGUGCUUUCCAGAUUUAAGGAAGCCUUUAAAUUACACUUCUGUUGGUAGAUUUGAAACUUUUACCUUUUCUCUCUACCUGAUCCCUUCAGAAUUUGUAAACUUAGGUUUCCAGCAGCUUUAUCUGGUAAAUAAGGAAGACCACCUCCUAAUGGAUGCAGGAAUCUCAGGAAAUUUGGGGGGAUCUCAAGAAGAGAGAAAUUUGCCCAAAUCUCUAUCACCCAAAUCUAUAGAUCUCACAGACAGAAUGAAUCUAUGACACACCCUUGGUGUGGCUUUGUUGGCCUUGAGAACUUUCUUAAAAAGUUCAAUCUGAGAUUCCUUGUGAAAAAUGUCUUAUCUGGGUAGUAGUUAUGAAGGUGUUUGUGAUAACUCAUUGAACUGUACAUUUUAAAAAAUAAACUUAUAAAGAAGUCUUAGAUUUACAGAAAAGUUGCAAAGACAAUUCCUAUAAACCCCACACCUAGUUUCCCCUAUUGUCAAAAUCUUAACAUUGGUAUAUUUAUCACAAUUACUAAACAAUAUUGAUACGUUACUAUUAACAAGUCCAUACUUUAUUCAGAUUUAUUUUUUACAAAUAUUGAGUAUAGUUCCCUGUGCUAUACAGUAGGUCCUUGGUUACCUAUUUUAUAUACAGUCGUGUGUAUCUGCUAAUCCAAAACUCCUAAUUUAUCCCCAUCCCCACUCCUUUCCCCUUUGGUAACCGUAAGUUUGUGUUCUAUGUCUGUGAGGCUAUUUCUGUUAUGUAAAUAAGUUCAUUUGUAUCGUAUUUUAGAUUCCACAUGUAAGUGAUAUCAUACGGUACUUGUCUUCCUCUGUCUGACUUGUUUUCCUCUGUCUUACUCCACUUAGUAUGAUAAUCACUAGGUCCAUCCAUGUUGCUGAAAAUGACAUUCUUUCUUUCUUUUAUGGCUGAGUAAUAUUCCAUUGUAUAUAUACACACCACAUCUUUAUCCAUUCAUCUGUUGAUGGAAAUUAAGUUGCUUCCAUCUCUUGGCUAUUGUAGAGUGCUGCAAUGAAUAUUGGGGUGCAUGUGUCUUCGAAUUAGAGUUUUCUCCAGAUAUAUGCCCAGGAAUGGGAUUGCAGGAUUAUUUGGUACCUCUGUUUUUAGUUUUUUUAAGGAACCUCCAUACAGCUUUCCAUAGUGGCUGUACUAACUUACAUUCCCACCAGCAGUGUAGGAGGGUUCCCUUUUCUCCACACCCUCUCCAGCAUUUUUUUUUUUUUUUCCCUUGCGGUACGCGGGCCUCUCACUGCCGUGGCCUCUCCCGUCGUGGAGCACAGGCUCCGGACGCGCAGGCUCAGCAGCCAUGGCCCACGGGCCCAACCGCUCCGCGGCGUGUGGGAUCUUCCCGGACCAGGGCACGAACCCGUGUCCCCUGCAUCGGCAGGCGGACUCCCAACCACUUGCGCCACGAGGGAAGCCCUCCAGCAUUUAUUGUUUGUACUUUUUGAUGAUGGCCACAGACCAGUGGGUGAGGCUUAUCUAGCGGCUUGUACAGGCUUCCUGGUGGGAGGGGCCGGUGCCUGCCCACUGGUGGCUAAAGCUGGGUGUGGUUCCUCUGGUGAGCUGGGACCUGUCUCCUGGGGAGGUGUCUGCAGGAGGCUGUGUGCUCUUUAGUCUUUAGGCAGCCUGGGGCUGUGACUCCACCCAGUUAGUUUGGCCUGAGGCUCCCAGCACUGGAGCCUGCAGGCCGUUGUGCGGGGUCGGGUCUUGUUGCUAGUGAGUCAAUGUGGCAGCCACCAAGUGCGUCCCCAAGGUUGGAGUUUCCCCCAUAUGUCUGCCAGCAGUGUCUCUGUCCCCAGCAUGAGCUGCAGCCCCCCCCCCCCCCCAACCCCGGGAGACUCUCCGAGACCAGCAGGUAGGUGUGGCCCAGGCUCGUAUCAAAUUACUGCUUUCACCCUGUCUCCCGGUGUGCCUGAGAUUUUGUUUGCACCCUUUAAGCUUGAAGCCUCUAUUUCCCCCAGUCCCAUGGGGCUCCUACAGUUAAGCCCUGCUGGCCUUCAAAGCCACCUGCUCUGGAGGCUUGUCUUGACGUGGGGCUCAAAACUGCCACGUCUGUGGGAAAACCUUGCUAUAUUAUUCUUCUCCAUUUUGUACGUCGCCCACCCACGGGGUAUGGGGUUUGAUUGUACUGAGUCUGCCCCUCCUACCCAACUUGUUGUGGUUCCUUCUUUAUGUCUUUAGUUUUAGACCUUUUCUGGUAGGUUCCAGUUUUUUUCAUUGAUGGUUUCUUCAUUGAUGGCCAACAGGCACAUGAAAAGAUGCUCAACACUGCUGAUUAUCAGAGAAAUGCAAAUCAAAACUACAAUGAGAUAUUACCUCACCGUUCAGAAUGGCCAUCAUCAAAACAUUUACAAAUAAUAAAUGCUGGAGAGGGUGUGGAGAAAAGGGAACCCUCCUACACUGUAGGUGGGAAUGUAAAUUGAUGUGGCCACUGUGAACAGUGUGGAGCAUCCUUAAAAAACUGAAAGUAGAGUUACCACAUGAUCCAGCAGUCGCAUGCCUGGGCAUAUAUCCAGAAAAGACAAAAACUCUAAUUCAAAAAGAUGCAUGCACCCUAAUGUUCAUUGCAGUACUACUUACAAUAGCCAAGACAUGGAAGCAACCUAAAUGUCCAUCAACAGAUGAAUGGAUAAAGAUGUGGUACAUCUCAGCCAUAAAAAAAAGAAUGAAAUGAAAUAAUGCCAUUUGCAGCAACAUGGAUGGACCUUGAGAUUAUCAUACUAAGUGAAGUAAGUCAGACAAUGACAAAUAUCAUUUAUAUGUGGAGUCUAAAAAAAUGAUACAAAUGAACAAAUGUUACAAAACAGAAACAGACUUACAUGGCAUACAAAUUUAUAGUUACCAAAGGGGAAAGGUGGGGGGGAUAAAGUAGAAAUUUGGGAUUAACAGAUACAUAUUCCUAUAUAUAAAAUAAACAACAAGGACCUAAUGUAUAGCACAGGGAACUAUAUUCAAUAUCUUAUAAUAGUCUAUAAUGGAAAAGAACCUGAAAAAGAAUAUAUGACUGAAUAUAUAUAUAUGUAUAUAUAUGCAUAAACUGAAUCACUUUGCUAUAUACCUGAAACAUUGUAAAUCAACUGUACUUAAGUAAAAUAAAUAAAAUGGAAAAAAAAGGUUUAAAAAAAUGUAAUGAGAAGUGGUCAACAUGUAGAUUAUUUUAGAAUUUUUUUUCAUAUUGCAGAACCAGCGAUACUUCUGUGUGGCAAAAAUAAAUAGAAAUUAUAUUUUAGAAACAGACUUCUAAUCAAAAUAAAAUUAUAAAAAAAUAAAGUUGGGAGGCCAGAAGGGGGAGCUCUCUGCCCUAUGAAGAUAGCAGAGCACAAGAGGAAGCUGACAUUUUCUUGCCUGGCUAGAGCUCAGCCAAUGAGAGACUGUCACAACUCAGCCAAUGAUAAGUGCGGGACUCUUUGUUUACUCUUGCCCUCUCAACUUCCUCUUCCUCUCUGUAAAAGAGUUCCCUCAAUUUUUUGCUGAGGACUUGAACGUGGUCAACUUGGUUACAGACCCUGAAUUGUAAUUCUUUGCUAAUCUCGAAUAAACCCAUUUUUGAUGGAGAAAUAACUGGCAGUCUAUUUGUUUUAUGUCAACAGCUGCUAUAAAUAUCUGUGUGCAGGUUUUUGUGUGGAUAUAGUUUUCAAUGAUUAUUUUUCAUAGAGAGCAUGUACUAUUUUUAUAACCACAAACUGUAAUUUAAAAUGAAAAUCAGUACAUUCAACUGAAUAAAAUAUUGAAAAGAACUUUAAUUGAUUCAUCAUAAAGGCAUUGAGCAAAAUAAUGUUAAUAAAAUUUUUAAAAUAAAAUAUUUAAGACAA
Messenger RNA from Orcinus orca (killer whale), 10396 nucleotides. It is a transcript of the gene PBK, whose product is annotated as PDZ binding kinase. Gene Ontology annotation, molecular function: ATP binding; protein serine/threonine kinase activity. Bases 181 to 1152 code for a protein of 323 amino acids. Gene Ontology annotation, biological process: protein phosphorylation. The transcript has 9 exons. Lineage: Eukaryota; Metazoa; Chordata; Mammalia; Artiodactyla; Delphinidae. The record is from RefSeq and is a predicted model, not a curated record.